AUGUUUGGGCAAAACCCUUGUGGUUGUCCGUGCUCUGGAGAUAGCGUUUGUGCUAAUGUCAUAGGUGUUCAGCUGUGUAUGCAGGGAACAGGGGACAGAGAGGACCUCAUUCAGGGACUUGUUUUGCUGAUCUAUGCAUGUAAAACUACAUUAAAAUCUAUUUGCAGUUUAAUGCCUAAAAAUUACCAGCAUGUUCUUGCCUUCAUCUUUGCAAUUCAAGAGAUCAACAGGAAUGACCACCUCUUACCCAAUAUCACACUGGGAUUCGAAAUCUAUGACAAUGCUUUCAAUCCACUGAGAGCCGUUUGGAACACUCUGCAGUUCCUCUUCACAGGGCAGGGGAAUCCCUUGAAUUACAACUGUGACGGGAAGCAGCAGCUAGUCCUUGCCAUUGGUGGGCUCACCUCCCCAAAUUCCAUACACAUGGCCAGUGUCUUCAAUACCUACAAGAUCCCACAGCUGAGUUAUGGAUCUUUUGACCCUGUGCUAAGUGAUCAAACCCGGUUCCCUUUUUUCUUCCGGAUGGUUCCAAGUGAAGACCUUCAAUAUAUCGGGAUUAUUUUUCUGCUGAAGCAUUUCAAGUGGAAUUGGAUCGGUCUGCUCACAUCAGAUGAUGACAGUGGAGAAACAUUUGUUCAAAAUAUGAGUCCAAGACUUCUUCAGAGCAAUAUUUGUAUUGCUUUGGCACAAUCCAUUCCAAAAGUAACAAGUCGCACAUCAAAUACACACACUGAAAAAAUGCUGGUGGAAAUAGCUUUUGCUGUCUGGAAGGAAGCAAAGCUGAAUGUGGUUCUUGUCUAUGGGGAUAGUCAUUCUAUGGAGGGUUUACGAAUAAUCUUAGAAUCCUACGAAUUUCAUCAUAAGCUUCCAUUGCAGAGAGUGUGGCUCAUAACUGCUCAGUGGGAUUGCACAACUCUUUCUUCAUGGAAUAAAUUCACAGGGAAAUCCUUCAAUGGUUCUUUGUCAUUCACACUUCACAGAAAAGUGGUUCCAGGAUUUCAGGAGUUCCUGGAGAGUAUAAAUCCAUACCAGUCUAUGAUAUAUUUCAUCCAUCAGUUCUGGUCGUAUGCAUUUCUCUGUUCACUCCCAAAGCAUGGCUUAUAUGUUCCAAAUCAAGACAACUGCACUGGGGAGGAGAAACUGGGGAGCCUCCCUGAAUCUGUGCUUGAAAUGGGCAUGUCUGGGCAGAGCUAUAACAUCUACAAUGCUGUUCAUGCUGUAGCACAUGCUCUCCAUACUAUGUAUUCUUCGAAAACUAAACAGAAGGAAAUGGAGAAACUCGGGGGAAAGAGUCUUCUGUUACGGCCUCUUCAUGCUUUUCUGAGCAAUAUCCAUUUCAAUAAUAGUGCUGGGGAAGAAAUCUUUUUUGAUGCGGAAGGGAGCCUGCCAUCUGGAUACGAUAUCAUCAACUUGGUCACAUUCCCCAAUGACACCUUCCAGAAAGUCCAAACUGGAAGGAUGGAUCCCCUGGCUCGUGAAGGAAAAACGUUCACCAUGAAUGCAAAUGCAGACCAGUGUGAGAUGUGUCCAGAAGAUCAAUGUCCAAAUGAGAAACAGGAUCAAUGCAUCGCCAAAAUGAUGACCUAUUUAUCCUAUGGAGAACCAUUGGGAGCGGUUUUGAUUUCUUUUGCUCUUUUGUUUUCCCUGAUCACCUUUGCUGUGAUUGGGAUCUUUGUUCUGCUCCACAAAACUCCCAUUGUGAAAGCCAGUAACUGGAGCAUUACUUGUACCCUUCUCUCCUCUCUGCUGCUUUGCUUUCUCUGCUCCUUCCUAUUCAUUGGUCAGCCUAGGAAGGUGACCUGCCUCCUCAGACAAACCGUGUUUGGCAUCACCUUUACUGUUGCUCUUUCUUCUGUGUUGGCCAAAACCAUCACUGUUGUUCUGGCCUUCCUGGCCACCAAGCCGGGAAACAGGAUGAGGAGAUGGAUAGGGAAGAGGCUGGCAGUAUCGGUCAUCAUUCUCUGUUCACUUAUUCAAAUUGGCAUCUGUGCUGUGUGGCUGGCAAACACUCCCCCUUUCCCAGAGUUUGACAUGCACUCUCAGAUCAGUGAGAUCAUUGUGCAAUGCAAUGAAGGCUCAAACACCAUGUUCUACAUCGUCCUGGGCUACAUGGGUUUUCUGGCCACCAUCAGCUUCACUGUGGCCUUCCAUGCUAGAAAGUUACCAGAUAGCUUUAAUGAAGCCAAGCUGAUCACCUUCAGCAUGCUGGUCUUCUGCACUGUUUGGAUUACUUUUGUCCCAAGCUACUUGAGCACCAAGGGGAAAUACAUGGUGGCAGUGGAGGUCUUCUCCAUCAUGGCCUCUAGUGGUGGACUGUUGAGUUGUAUCUUCCUCCCCAAAUGCUACAUUAUUAUUCUUAGACCUGAUCUGAAU
Messenger RNA from Hemicordylus capensis (graceful crag lizard), 2373 nucleotides. RefSeq names its product vomeronasal type-2 receptor 26-like. The transcript is spliced from 4 exons. The record is from RefSeq and is a predicted model, not a curated record. Gene Ontology annotation, cellular component: membrane. Gene Ontology annotation, biological process: G protein-coupled receptor signaling pathway. Lineage: Eukaryota; Metazoa; Chordata; Lepidosauria; Squamata; Cordylidae. The annotation marks the transcript as partial. Gene Ontology annotation, molecular function: G protein-coupled receptor activity.